AUGGUUUGUGAGGAGAAAUCAUAUCACCCAUCUCACAUACUCCUCUUCAAUCAUCAAAAUGAACUUCCUCUUGGCGUUCAUCCUUCUCGCCAUCGUCGCUGCUCUCGUCUACGCUCACACGCAAGGACUUUUGUUGCCAACCAUUCAGCGAAUCCAAGACGUGAUCCAGAAGUGCGUUGGUGGAGCCGCCGGCACUCAGCCAUUGCAACCAGUCGGUCCCUCAAACAAACGGAAAUAGGCAUCGAUCGACGGUUUGACUGGCCUCUCUUCAUGAUCUCAUUCCCGCGUUCAGUCUGGACUCUUCCUUCACAA
Mesorhabditis belari is the source of this 312-nucleotide messenger RNA. NCBI's taxonomy places the organism in Eukaryota, Metazoa, Nematoda, Chromadorea, Rhabditida, Rhabditidae. The record is from the annotation of a GenBank genome assembly.